Messenger RNA from Armigeres subalbatus, 1812 nucleotides. RefSeq names its product retinal homeobox protein Rax (gene hbn). Gene Ontology annotation, molecular function: RNA polymerase II transcription regulatory region sequence-specific DNA binding; DNA-binding transcription factor activity, RNA polymerase II-specific. The record is from RefSeq and is a predicted model, not a curated record. The coding region runs from base 382 to 1410 and encodes 342 amino acids. Gene Ontology annotation, biological process: regulation of transcription by RNA polymerase II. The transcript has 5 exons. Lineage: Eukaryota; Metazoa; Arthropoda; Insecta; Diptera; Culicidae.
GCGGCAUGUGUAUGCGCAUAGCAAACCGUACGGAGGGAUCACAUUUUCAUUAUUUUUAAUAUUUAUUUGAUGAGCUGUGGCUUGCUGCAUUCAGUCCGUGGUUGACAUUAGACGUUAAUGGUUCACCGGCGAUUUACUCGGUGUCGAUCGGUGGCGUAGGAGGUUACGGUUUUAGUGUGGGAGUAGUGCGUCUAAGAAGGUGAAAGUUAUUUUUUGUGCUUUGCUCAAAUUUGGAUUUGGAUUUCUGGACUGUAUAUGACUAUUACGGGAUAAUUGUGUGAAGCAUUUGGAAGCAAAUUGUGAAGCCAAACGAAGGCUUAGUGAAUAGUGAAUUUAGUGAUAUCCUGAUUACAAUUGGAACAAGGAUACAAUAACAAACUUAUGAAGGACAUGAUGUCUAGUGCGUUACCAACCGAUCAUAUCCUGCGGCCACCGCAGGAUAGUGCAAUUUCGAAACCGCGGGCGGUGUAUAGCAUUGAUCAAAUUUUGGGGAAUCAUCACCACCUGCGGAAUACAAGUAACAGUAACAUCAACAAUAACAGCCAUAACCACAGCAGUAGCAUCAUUCACAAUAACAACAACAUCAUUAGCAACAACAAUAACGAUCAGGAUGGUUCUUUGAAGCGGGAGGAUUCGCCGGUCGAGCCGCACGAAAAUGGAGUCGAUGUGGAUAACGACGACGAGUUGCCGAUUAUGGGCGAUCUGGACGGGAUGGAUGACCCAAAUGAUAUGAAUCGGCCGAGAAAAAUUCGACGCAGAUCUCGGACCACGUUCACCACCUUCCAGUUACAUCAGUUGGAGCGAGCUUUUGAGAAGACGCAAUAUCCGGAUGUGUUCACUCGAGAAGAGCUAGCCAUGCGAUUGGAUCUGAGCGAAGCGAGAGUUCAGGUAUGGUUCCAAAAUCGUCGUGCGAAGUGGCGCAAACGAGAGAAAGCCAUGGGUAGAGAUACAUCUGCUUUUCUACACCACGACCAAGGUAUGCCUGAAUUCCCGCUGGGUCUCCCGUUGCCGCAUCAGUUGGCUCAUCCAAGUCUUCCGCCGGCGGAGUUCUGGUCGGCCAAUUUCGGAUUGCAUCCAACGCUGAUUCCGGGCUCCGGGCACCCUCUGAUCCAUCCCAACAUGGUCCCAAGCUACAAGAUCCCGCACUUCCACUCGUUUCUGUCCCAAUACAUGGGAUUGAACUCAUUGCUCGGCGCUGCAGCCUACCCUCAGAACCUCAGCAUCAAUACCCGAUUAAGUCCGCCGGUCAGUCCCAAGGAGAGUCCGAAUGAGACGGCGACUGGUGGGGUCGGGGUUAGCAAUACAAGUAGCAGUAGCAGCAGUAGUAGUAGUUCGAGCAGCGCAAGCAGCAAUCUCAGCGUGGGCAGCAACAGUGUCAACACCAGCAAAGAAAGUGUAGCAGAAAAAUAAUCAAUCAGGUUGUUAGGUAGCGAAUGAGCACUCACGAGAUGCAAUAUUUAUUGUUAACUUAUUGGAAUGAAUCGGUUUGUAGCAGAAAGGGGUUCUCAAAGCUGGAGCAUAUCGGGUCGGACACGGCAGUGUCCCGAUAGUUAACCGUUCUAGUCUGCAUUGCCAAAGAACCAGUGCUGCCAGACUUUGAGAAUUUUACACUCCCUUACAUGUACCGAAAGCCUAGGGUAAGACGAAUGCUGUCAAGCUAGUGAUAGAAGAUAUGAGUAAACAUGCUAGCAGUAUUAGAUUGACCAUAGUCGCAGUUUUGUUUGUUCGAUUGAUUGAGUACAACAGGAAAUCGUGUAAAUAUUAAUUAAUAUAUUAAGUGGAAUAGCGCAAAAAAUAAAGCAUUUGAACACA